Molecule: messenger RNA, 1356 nt
Organism: Cornus florida
Lineage: Eukaryota; Viridiplantae; Streptophyta; Magnoliopsida; Cornales; Cornaceae
Product: serine/threonine-protein kinase Aurora-3
Exons: 6
Coding region: 247-1107 (286 amino acids)
Biological process (GO): regulation of cytokinesis; mitotic spindle organization; protein phosphorylation
Cellular component (GO): spindle pole centrosome; spindle midzone; chromosome passenger complex
Molecular function (GO): ATP binding; protein kinase activity
Source: RefSeq, a predicted model, not a curated record
AGUCAGGUGACACGACUAAACAUGUUGGAAUUUUGAGGGCGAGCCAGACCCAUUCACAAGUUUGAAGGCGAAUCAGAAUAUUGAACAACCGGCUGAGCCGGUGGCGCUACUGGUUGAGAAAGACCCAAAACUUCCCUCUAAUUUUGAUUUUCAAAAAAAUCCCCAAUCCAAAUUCUUCCAUCUAUUUUCUCUUUCUUCCAUUUCCAUUUCCAUCUCCAGUUUCAAUUCCUGGCACCACCAAGCCAAAUGACUUCCCAAUUUCUUCCACCACAAAAACAACGAAAACCUAAAAAAGAAUGGUCGUUACAGGACUUCGAGAUCGGAAAACCCCUUGGCAAAGGCAAAUUCGGCCGCGUCUAUCUCGCCCGUGAAGUACAGAGCAAGUACAUAGUAGCAUUGAAAGUGAUUUUCAAAGAGCAGAUAGAGAAGUACAGAUUGCAUCACCAGUUGAGGAGAGAGAUGGAGAUUCAGACCAGUCUUCACCACCCCAACGUUCUGCGACUCUACGGCUGGUUCCACGAUGACCACCGAAUUUUCUUGAUCUUGGAGUAUGCACACGGCGGUGAGCUUUAUAGAGAGCUCAGAAAAACUGGUCAUCUGAAUGAGAAACAGGCCGCCACAUACAUUGCAAGCCUUGCGCAAGCUUUGGCCUAUUGUCAUGAGAAGCAUGUGAUCCACAGAGAUAUCAAGCCAGAAAAUUUGUUGCUUGAUCAUGAGGGUCGACUGAAGAUUGCAGAUUUUGGUUGGUCUGUACAAUCAAGUAGCAAGAGACACACCAUGUGUGGAACUUUGGAUUAUCUAGCACCAGAAAUGGUGGAGAACAAAGCUCACGACUAUGCAGUUGAUAAUUGGACUUUGGGAAUCCUCUGUUAUGAGUUUUUGUAUGGCGUCCCCCCAUUUGAGGCUGAGAGUCAAAUGGAUACAUUCAGAAGGAUUAUGAAGGUUGACCUCAGUUUCCCAGCCACCCCUCAUGUUUCUGCAGAGGCUAAAAAUCUCAUUAGUCGGCUUCUAGUGAAGGACUCUUCAAAAAGGCUAUCUAUACAGAAGAUCAUGGAGCAUCCCUGGAUAAUUAAAUAUGCUGAUCCAUCGGGUACCUGCUCUAAUUAGCAAUUUUAGUUUCUAGUUUUAACUUUUUCAUAACUCUCUUAGGAAUCGGCACAGUUCAAUUCCCAGUCUAAUGUUUAAUAAUUUGGCAAAACAAAAUUUAUCUUGUAGCCUCCUAUCUCUUAUCAUAUCUUGUACUCUUUAGUAGGAUAAAGUGGCAUUUACUUGAUUCUGACCAAACCAAGAAUUUUUCGUAUUAUGUUUUUUAUAUGCACCUGCAGGCUGCAACCUUGAUUUUUACCCCCAAAAUGU